AUGGAAACUUCAAGCAUUGUUGAGCCCACGGGGACUUUCAAGACACUUCCAAUCACACUUCUCUCCGGGUUUCUGGGCUCCGGCAAAACCACCCUCCUCCAAUACAUCCUCAACUCCCCUCACCAUGGCUUCCACAUCGCCGUAAUCGUCAACGACAUGGCCGCCAUCAACGUCGACGCCAACCUGAUCCGUUCCUCCACCUCCUCAACCAAUCCUGCCUCCCAACAAAAGCUCGUAGCCAUGCAGAAUGGCUGUAUUUGCUGCACCUUGCGCGGCGACUUCGUGCUUGAGCUGGCGAGACUGGCUAAGGAUGGGAAGUAUGAUUAUGUGCUGAUUGAGAGUACGGGGAUCAGCGAGCCGCAGCAGGUUGCGGAGAGUUUUACGAAGGAGUUUAGUUUGGCGAUGGUGGAGGCGGAGGGUGGUGAUGGAGGUGGGAGCGGAGAAAUGGCGUGGAGUAAGGAGGAGAAGGAUGUUCUUGGGGAACUUGCUGAUAAUGGUGGGCUUAACUCGAUCGCUAAGAUUGAUACAACUGUUACUGUUGUUGAUGCGUUUCGGUUCUUCGAGGAGUUCGAGACUAUUGAGUUGCUGCAUCAGAGGUUUGCGUCGGAGGUGGAGACUCCGGAAGAUGAGAGGACUGUGACGGAUCUCAUGAUUGAUCAGAUUGAGUUUGCGGAUGUGAUUAUUGUGAAUAAGAUCGACAUGGUUGACGACAAAACCCUAUCUCGCAUCCGUGGUCUCAUUAAGACACUCAACCCAGGCUGCAAGAUCCUGGAGACUUCUCUUCGACCAUCCAAACAAUCUGAGAACCCAUUUGGCGCUAUUCCACUGGAUGUCAAAGAGAUCAUUUCUACCGGUAGGUAUAGUGAGGAGACGAGUAUUAAGUCGUCUGGGUGGCUGAAAAGUGUGCAUGACAUGAGUAUGAUCGACAAUCAUGAGAGGAAGGUGUUGGCACCUAAACCUGAGACUGAGGAGUAUGGUAUCAACUCGUUCGUGUACAGAGCUCGUCGUCCGUUUGAACCCAAACGACUUUUCGAGCUUGUAUAUGAUAAAUUUGUUAUUCUUGAGCCUCAGAAUGAAGAGGAUGAAGAUGAUGAAGAAGACGACAAGGGCGACGAAUACAUCUCGGCACAUAGACCUGCUUCCAACUCUGCAUCACCAAUAUCCGAGGAUCACAUUUCUCCACGACAAGAUUCGCCCAUGACCGCAUCUCCCACGGCUUCUGGUAGCCCUUCAGAUGCAGUCACAUCACCAGGCACCUGUGUUACAGAGGAUUCCAGUGAACUCACGCAAUAUCCCGACAUCCCACUAGAACAACGCCUCGCAAACAAAAAAUCCCAUCCUCUCUUCCACAACCUCCUCCGCUCUAAGGGCUUUGUCUGGCUCGCGACACGCCCGAACCAGUCCGGUGACUGGUCUCAAGCCGGAGCUAUGCUAACGUUCUCCCCAGGUUUGCAAUGGUUUGCAAAUGUUCCCAGAGAGCAAUGGCCGCUUCCUGCUGGCGAGGCAGGCAUAGAGCUGACUAAGAUGAUUGAAAGAGAUUUCGAGGGUGAGUGGGGUGAUAGGAGGCAGGAGGUUGUGUUGAUCGGGGAGGGAUUAGAUGUCGAGGGUUUGACGAGAACUUUGGAUGGGUGUUUGCUGAGUGAUGCGGAGAUGGGGGAGUGGGAAAGAGUUAUGAGGUUGGAGGGCGUUGGGGAAAAGACGAGGGUGGAGAUGUUGGGGAAGCUAUUUGAGGAUGGGUGGGAGGAAUGGGAUGAUCCUGAGAUGAUAAUGGGUGGUGAUGAAGAGGGACAUGUGCAUGGUCCUGCUUGUGGGAUAUAA
This is a messenger RNA of Cadophora gregata, 1818 nucleotides long. RefSeq lists its product as uncharacterized. The transcript has 5 exons. Lineage: Eukaryota; Fungi; Ascomycota; Leotiomycetes; Helotiales; Ploettnerulaceae. The record is from RefSeq and is a predicted model, not a curated record. The coding region runs from base 1 to 1818 and encodes 605 amino acids.